CUACGCGCCUGGCUGUCCCCUUCGCAAGGCAAGAUCGAGCAGGAUCAGUCGAGCCAAGCAGCAGCAGCAGCAAGCCUCUUGCAGAGUGUUGAGCAGAGCAGCAGCUCCCUGCGCGCAUGGGAUCCUUGGGCCCUACCGUGACCGUGAGCAUGGCCAAGCCCAACGCCGCGGCGGCCGGCGGCGGCCAGCAGCCGGCUGAGAGGAAGGAGGGCGGCGGCAGGUGCGGCGUGCUCGGCGGCGGCGGCUGCGGCUUCCGGAUGCCGCUGCACUACCCGCGGUACAAGAAGGAGGACUACGAGGCCAUGCCGGAGUGGCGCGUCGACUGCCUGCUCCGCGAGUACGGCCUCCCCGCCGACGGCGACCUCGACAGCAAGCGCCGCUUCGCCAUGGGCGCCUUCCUCUGGCCCGACCAGUACUGAACCGUUGGAGGAAGCUCGCCGCCGCCGGCCGUGGUCCCACCAUGUUCCGACGAUGAGCUGCAGCUGCACGCAGCUUCAGUGAUUACAUAUAGCGAUAGCAACCUGAUUGUCUCGUCACUUCGUGAGUCAUCACACUCACUAUUUAGUAGAAAGAGAUCCUCUUAACCUAUCAUCAUCUGCUUGUGAUGGCCGGACAUGACACAGAGGCGGUGAAUGCAUAUGUUUCUUGCGCCCUGUAUAGCUAUGGCGGAAUAAUAAGAUGUGUUCAUUCUAUCAGAUA
Messenger RNA from Panicum hallii, 699 nucleotides. RefSeq lists its product as uncharacterized. The record is from RefSeq and is a predicted model, not a curated record. NCBI's taxonomy places the organism in Eukaryota, Viridiplantae, Streptophyta, Magnoliopsida, Poales, Poaceae. The transcript has a single exon. The coding region runs from base 117 to 419 and encodes 100 amino acids.